Postia placenta MAD-698-R-SB12 is the source of this 840-nucleotide messenger RNA. RefSeq lists its product as hypothetical. The record is from RefSeq and is a predicted model, not a curated record. Lineage: Eukaryota; Fungi; Basidiomycota; Agaricomycetes; Polyporales; Adustoporiaceae. Bases 1 to 840 code for a protein of 279 amino acids. Gene Ontology annotation, biological process: protein geranylgeranylation. The transcript is spliced from 7 exons. Gene Ontology annotation, cellular component: Rab-protein geranylgeranyltransferase complex. Gene Ontology annotation, molecular function: Rab geranylgeranyltransferase activity.
AUGAAUCACAAAGAAGCCCUCGACCGCGAGGAGGUGAUUGAUUUUGUCAUGAGCUGUUGGGACGAAGACGCAGGGGCGUUCGGGGCGCACCCGGACCACGACGCGCAUAUCCACUCCACUCUGAGUGCUAUACAAAUCCUCAUCAUGCAAGAUGCACUCGAUAGAUUGGACGUACCUCGCGUCGUAGACUUCAUCCUCUCGCUACAACAGGAGUCCGGCGUGUUUUCCGGCGACUCGUUCGGCGAGAUCGAUACGCGCUUCCUGUACUGUGCUGUAAACGCAUUGUCGCUGCUGGGCCAGCUGGACAAGCUGGACGUCGAGAAGACAGUGGGAUACAUUCGGAAGUGUCGCAACUUUGACGGUGGCUUUGGAGCGUGCAUCGGGGCGGAGAGCCAUGCUGCCAUGGUGUGGGUCUGUACGGCUGCGCUAGCCAUCCUGGACAGACUGGACGAGAUUGAUCAUGAAACACUUGGCUGGUGGCUCGCAGAGCGUCAGCUCCCGAGUGGCGGCCUGAAUGGGAGACCGGAGAAGCUGGAAGAUGUAUGCUAUAGCCACUGGGUGCUUUCUUCGCUCUCGAUCCUGAACAAGCUCACAUGGAUUGACGCGGAAAAGGUCACGGCAUUCAUCCUGUCCGCCCAGGACUUGGAGCAUGGCGGAAUUGCAGACCGUCCCGGAGAUCAACCGGACGUCUUCCACACGCAGUUCGGGGUCGCAGGAUUAUCUCUGCUCGGCUACCCGGGUCUUAAUGACCUCGAUCCUGUAUAUUGCAUGCCCGCAAGUCUCAUCGAGCGCAUGGGGCUCAAGAAAGGGUGGCAGGCUCUUCCAAGGCGAACGAACUGA